Messenger RNA from Sinocyclocheilus grahami, 501 nucleotides. RefSeq names its product glucagon-1-like. The record is from RefSeq and is a predicted model, not a curated record. The transcript is spliced from 5 exons. Gene Ontology annotation, molecular function: glucagon receptor binding; hormone activity. Lineage: Eukaryota; Metazoa; Chordata; Actinopteri; Cypriniformes; Cyprinidae. Gene Ontology annotation, cellular component: extracellular region. Gene Ontology annotation, biological process: response to starvation. The coding region runs from base 1 to 417 and encodes 138 amino acids.
AUGUGUUUAAUUGUUUCCAAGCCUCUUGUCUGUUAUUCUGAGGGAACUUUCUCCAAUGACUACAGCAAAUACUUGGAGACCAGGAGAGCGCAAGACUUUGUUCAGUGGCUCAUGAACUCGAAGAGAAACGGUGGUUCGGCCAAACGUCACGCUGAGGGAACCUACACCAGCGACGUCAGCUCCUACCUGCAGGACCAGGCGGCCCAGAACUUUGUGGCCUGGCUAAAAUCUGGACAGCCCAAGCAAGAUGUUGCAGACAACAGAGGCUCAAAUUUGCCACGCAGGAGGCAUGUAGAUGGCAGUUUCACCAGUGACGUCAACAAGGUCUUGGACAGCAUCGCUGCCAAGGAGUAUUUACAAUGGGUGAUGAACUCUAAGGCAUCAGGGACAAGUGGCAAACGUGGUGGAAAUCAUUGAGGAACCAGAGGGCUUCCCUGCAAGAGCUUAAAUUUGGAUCCUGAAGGGGAUUCGAUCAUCAAAAUGAAUGAAAGCCAUGUCACA